AUGCAGUAGAAACAUAUAAAAUAUAAAUCUCUUCAUUUUAAGGCUUAUGGGAGUGACAAUGGAUGUAGUUUGGAUAGUAUUAAUUAAAUUAAUCUUUUAGAUUUAAUUGCAGAUAAUGGAACAUUUAUAGUAAGUGCUGAAAUUAAUGCAAUUAGUAUAUUUAAAUCUGAUAUCAUUAUGAAAUCAUUAAUACCAGAGUAAGAGAUCUUGGUGUAAAAAGGAAAUAUAUAAUAAGAGAGAUAAUUUGUUGGAUUGAUUUUGAUACUCAUUUUUGCAAAUGCUUUUGAUAUUUUAUAGUUUAAUUGUAUCUUUGAUAUUAUUACAAUCAUGAGUUUGAAGGUAUCAUAAUAUAUAUUAUGA
This is a messenger RNA of Paramecium primaurelia, 360 nucleotides long. The record is from the annotation of a GenBank genome assembly. NCBI's taxonomy places the organism in Eukaryota, Ciliophora, Oligohymenophorea, Peniculida, Parameciidae.